AGUUAGCAGGCUAUGGCUAACACUAGGUGAUUACGCUGGUGGAUUGCUAGUAAUAAAUCGUUCCGUUUAGUAAUACUAUGCAAUAGGUUAAGUAAUCUAGUGAAAAAUAAGAAAGUUAUAUUAUGUGAAUAGGAAUAAAGAGAAGGAUUUAGGAUAAACUCCACGAAGCUCCGAGCGUAGGUCAGACAGCAGGCAGGCAGCAGCGUUGAGCAGCGUUGAACCGGAAGAACCACAUCAUCAUUUGCUCCAGGAGCUGCGCCUGGAUGACGGCCGCUUUCAGCGGUACUUCCGCCUGUCUCGCGCCCAAUUUGAUGACCUGUUGUCCCGCGUCGGAGCGAGGAUCACCCUCCAGGACACCAACUACAGGCGCUCUAUCCCAGCUGCGGAGCGCCUGUCCAUCUGUCUUCGGUUAGUAAAUGUGUAUGUAUUUUAAAUGCAGUAUAUUAUAUAUAUUAAAUACAGUACGCUAAAAUACGCUAUGCUAUCAAUGUUUCUCAAACUACGGAUACCACUGUUGGUGCUCUUUCUACUGAUACUCAGUAGGUCUUUGUAUUUUAAGUCCUGAUUUAAUUUUAUUUAGACCUGAUUUUGUUCUGGUAUAAUCGUGGUUUAGACCUGGUUGAGUCCUACUUUUGUCCUGGUUUAGACCUGGUUUUUCAGUCACAGUUUAAUCCUUGUUAAUUUGUGAUUUAGGCUUCCUUUAAAUUCAUUAAAGUGGUACUAUUGCAGUGUACUUAUAAUAAUAUUCUAAUAUUCUAAUAAUAAUAUAUUAUUAUAAUAACAUUAUAAUAAUAUUUAUAACAAUGUUUUCUAGGUUUCUUGCCACUGGGGACUCAUUCAGGACCAUAGCGUCCAGCUACAGGGUUGGUGUCGCCACGGUGUGCCAGAUCGUCCCCCAGGUAGUGACUGCCAUCUGGGACUGCCUUGUGGAGGACUACAUGGCUGUACCCACCACUGAUGACUGGAGGUCCAUCGCAGAGGGAUUCCAGGAGCGGUGGAACUUCCCUCUGUGCUGUGGAGCGGUGGAUGGGAAGCAUGUGGUGAUGAAGGCACCCCCCAACUCAGGAUCCCAGUUCCACAAUUACAAGGGAACCUUCUCCAUCGUUCUCCUAGCAGUUGUGGAUGCAAAGUAUCGCUUCCGGGUGAUCGAUGUUGGGGGGUACGGCAGGACCAGUGACGGUGGGAUUCUGGCCAACUCCGCCUUUGGACAGGCUCUCCGGGCUGGCACACUUCAUCUGCCUCCUGACCAGCCUCUACCUGGUGCUGAAGAAAGCGGACCCCAGCCCCAUGUCUUCGUCGCUGAUGAGGCGUUCCCGCUGCGGAGGAACCUCAUGCGGCCCUUCCCUGGACACACCCUUCCUCCAGAGAGGCGUGUCUUCAAUUACCGUCUCUCCAGAACCACACCAGGCAUUUAGUCAUAUUUCAAAAUAAUUUAUUCAGGCCAAACAUAAAAUAAUUUGAAUAUAAACUUAAAUGUAGGAGAAGAGGAAGGAGGGCAUUCUGCGUUUCCUGCAGAGCCUGCUGCCUCAUUUUUUUUAAAGCCUACUGUGGGCUGUGGGGGUCCGAUUGUUCCAAAUUUAGCACAACGGUGCUGUUUUCCAUCGCCAAUUUGUACAUUUGAAAUUUUAUAAUUUCUUUUGUAUGAGGCGACAUGCUCUGCAGAAAAGGCAGAAGGCUGAGGAGGAAGUGUUCAUCAGCAGACUGUGGUGGUGGUGGUGGUGGAGGACGCCUCAGGAGCUCAAGCAGCGCCUGCUCCACCUCCGACGGACCAUCACGGGGACGCCGGGUGCCUCUCCUCCUCUGUUGGCCUGUGAAAUCAAAAAUACAACACACAGUGCAAUGAGAAGACAGAAAGAUGAUAAUUGAAAUAACAAAAUUGUCUAGAUAUUGGGAGUGAGUGACAUACAUAGCCAGUGCUUAAAUACAAGUGUGAAAUUGUUUUGAACUUGCUUUAACAUAUUUUACAUAAUUAAAGUUAUACUUCAGACAUAUAAACAUUAGGAAGAUAAACAUGUAAAGGAACAGUAGUUAAAAAGUAUGUAUGCAGAUGAUUGGUGGCAUACAUUACAAUAGAAUUUACAAAUACAAUGAUUAUUAGUAAAGGGACUAAUUCACAUAUUGUUUGGACUUUAUGUGAAUGUUAAAGCUAUGAGUGGAUACUGUACUGGUGUUUUCUGCACGUAACAUGUUCAGAUGCUGUUUGUACUAUUGCCUUCACACACCUGUGGGUGCAGCAGCAGGGACUGGGGAGACAGGAGAAGCGGCAGGGGAUCUAGGAUCAGCCUCUUCAUUAUCUGUAGGCUCUGUCAAGACAAUACUAUAUGUUAAUACAACACGUUGGUAACAAUAGUCAUAGAGAGAUUACAUUAUACUCUUCAUCUGUAAACAAUGACCUGGCUUGUGUAAAUUGGCUUAAUUGGAAAACUCACCUGUUUCCGUAUCCCCUGCUUCUGCCUCUACCUCUCCCUGGUCCCUGUGGUGGUUGUACUCCAUGACCUGGGGCUCGACCCCCACCAUGUUACUGGUGGUCUGCUGUGGGGUGACGAAGGGCUCGAGGAAUCCCAGGAUCUGUGAGUACUUCCACUUCUUCACUGACCCUGCUGCUGACCCACUCCUCUUCUCCAUCUCCUUCAGGUACGUGUCCCUGAGGCUUUUCCAUUUUUUCCUGCACACGUCCUCUGAAUAAACACAUUAUCUUGUUAGCGAAAAGUAGCUGUAGGAGGGGAAUAGUUGUAAAAAACGGCGGGAAGGCCGCGGGUCGAUAAACGUGUACGUGACUCAAAAGUGAAAUGUGUAUUUACAACUUACCAGGUUGCCCAAUCUCCUCACCGACACUCUUCCAAGCGAGGUCCUUUUUAUUCCUGUCUCUAUAGAAGUAUGAACUUGUG
Megalobrama amblycephala (Wuchang bream) is the source of this 2888-nucleotide messenger RNA. Its product is annotated as protein ANTAGONIST OF LIKE HETEROCHROMATIN PROTEIN 1-like. The record is from RefSeq and is a predicted model, not a curated record. NCBI's taxonomy places the organism in Eukaryota, Metazoa, Chordata, Actinopteri, Cypriniformes, Xenocyprididae. The coding region runs from base 804 to 1415 and encodes 203 amino acids. The transcript has a single exon.